AUGCAAAACAAAGCUCUAUUGUCGACGCUCGUUGGUCUCGCCAUCUGCCUUUCCAAGGAAGUGUCUGCGCUUCCUGUGCAUCUGCAGACCCGUGCGCCACCAGUCAUCGAGACCAUCAGCGACUUUGUCCGCGGCGGGGGUCUGCGUCAUCGCGUCCACUCGCAGCACGUCAAUGAGCCAGCGGCAAUCUACGAGGAAGAGACGCGCCCACUUCGCGGGGGCUACGUGCCGGGGACUGGCAAGCGCAGACUCAAGAAGAUCAUCUUGUACAGCACGUGAGUAUCCGAUGGACUCUCUCGAGUAGUUGUAGCAUUGUGAGAGGAACUGACGAGAACUCCCUUUCUUGUCAAGCGGUCUGGCUGCUGUUGGCACCGCCACUGGGGUGGGUACCCAUGAAAUUGUUGAUCAUGAGCGCGAGCAGAAUCGCGAACUUGCGAAACUGCGAGCGGACGUGGAGCGACGUGAGUGUCGGAGUGAACGCUCGUCUUGAACGCUCGUUGCCGGGACCACAGCAGCAGAAGUGCAUGCUUCAGACGAGACGACUGACUCGUACUUAGCUUGCGCGUCUCCGCCACAUCAGAAGCUGCAGCCAUGAGAGAGGCACGCAAAGCUCAAGAGCAGCACGGUGAGUGCAAGAGAGAUCACCAUGUCUCGCCCGUCUCCAACCCGAGACGAUUGACCUUGUCGUUGUCCCGCCAGGCGCGGCGCAUGAGUCGCCGCAGCAGAAUGUGCCUCUGCCAUCCUCGCCCACCAAGUAUCCUGACGAGAAUGCUUCGCCACAUUUUGGCCCUCCAGGAGGUAUCAAUGAGCUGGAGCAUGAGAGUGGCACGCAGAAGCGACCCAUCGGUGGGAACCCAGCACCUCAAGCGAACACGCCGGGACAGGAUAAGAAGCAUCCGCCACGUCCAGAUGACACCAUACAAGGAAAGGCCGUUCCCAGUCCGCCGACCCCUGAAUCGAAUAAUCCUGGUGGAGAUCUUCACCACCCACACGGGUCGGAGCUCGACGAACACGGCGUGGAAAAGGUCGCCCCGGCGCCUCCGUCGCCAAAGUCCAAUGCGAGCCCGCCGCACGAGCUGCAGACGGUCGGUGGAGGCGAUGAUGGGACUUUGGGCAAUCGCACCGGAGAAGCACCUGGCACUGUCCCCUCACCAACCAAGGAGAGUCCGCACGCUCCAUAG
Molecule: messenger RNA, 1181 nt
Organism: Ceraceosorus bombacis
Lineage: Eukaryota; Fungi; Basidiomycota; Exobasidiomycetes; Ceraceosorales; Ceraceosoraceae
Source: the annotation of a GenBank genome assembly